AUGGCUCUCUCGCUGCCUCGCACGCCUUCGGUCGAGUGGAUACAACCCGGCGUUGCCUCUCCGAGGACCCGCGCGACCCCGACGGGAUCGCAGCGGAAUGUUACAGACAAAGGCAAAAGUAAAGCGAGUUCAAAGGACCAGAUCAAAGGCAACGCCAGUUCCUCCUCCAAGGACAAAGGCAAGGGGAAAGCGAAGGCCCAACCGGCGCCUCAGGCGUCUGCGCAAGAGCUCACCGCACCGGUCCCGUCGUCGGCCACUCCGGCCGCACCGCCCUCGACCCGCUCAACCCGCAGAUCCGCAUACAGCCACACCCGCCGCGCAGCGUCCCGCUCCGCAUCCGCAUCUACCUCCCUCACCGCAUCCACCUCCACCUCCACCCCAACCUCAACCCCCACCUCCGCCUCUUCCGCGCUCCCGGGCUGGCCCUUCCCGUACACCCAGACCUGCGCCCCACCCCCGGACCCCGUCGACGGCACCUGGCGCCCCUCGGCCGGCAUCGUGCACCAGUUCCUCUCCACCGGCUUCUCCAUCCGCCAGCGGCUCGACUCGGCCCUGAUCACGGACCCGACCGACGUGCGGCUCCAGACGCAGUGGGGCCGGACGGGCUGGAACGCGCUCAGGGUGUACGACGAGUACGUGCGCCGCGGCCGGCGCGUCGUCCCCAUCGGCCUGGAGGACAUGCAGGCGAUCGCGACCUCGGGCCCGAGGACGCCGUUCGAGGUCCUGUGGCGGCGGUGGCAGGAGGAGACGCGGUGGGCGGAGGAGAAGGAGGAGCGGCGGCAAAGCCAGAGCGGCGAGGAGCGGGCGACGGCGGCGGAGGAGGAGGAGGAGGAGGAGGAGAGGGAGCGGGAGGAGCGCAGUCGCCGCUCGCCGAGCCCGACGUGCACGGAGAGGACGGAGCCGGACGUCGUGGAGAACACGCAGGCGGACGCGUGUGCGGAGGCCGCCGCGCUCGGGAUCAAGGUGUGCGACUACGCGUACGAGGGCGAGCGGCGCACGCAGACGACGUUCAAACGCGAGCCGAGGGACCACGAGGAAGAGGAAGAGCUCCUCAACUGGUUCAGGUUCUUCUGCUCCCGUGGCGCUUCGUCGUCGAUCGAAAACCCGACAGAUCCCGCCCCCUCAGCAGCAGCAGCAGCAGCAGCCACAGUCGCUCUCACAGACCCAUCCCCCGGCUCGUCCGGCGGUCCCUCCACCUCGUCAUCCUCCGCGCCCUCCUCCUCCUCGCCGCUCAAACGCAAGAGCGAAGAACCCGCCGAACGCGACCCCGGCUCGCCCAAGCGCCGGCGCCUCCCGCCGCCCCCGCGCACGCCCUCGCCCUCGCCCCCGCUCCCCCACUCCCUCUCCUCGCGCGCCCUGGACCGCAACCGCAACCGCAACCGGUCCCAGCCCAGCCUGCCCGCGAUCGACGCGGCCGCCGGCGGUCUGCGGAGCGUGCCGGUGCGGAGGCGGAACAGCAUCACCUCGCCGGACCGGUCCCGCCGCGAUCUGGCGACGGUGGAGGAGACGACGGAGACGCCACCGGCGAGCCCGGGCGCGGGCGUCGACGAGCUGCCGCUGCUGUCCCAGUUCCAGGGGAGCCGGUACGGUCUCUCGCACAGCCAGGGCUCUAGCCAGAGCCAGAGCCAGAGCCAGAGCCAGGGCAGCCGGCCGUCGCAACGGCGCGGACUAGGAAGGACACAGACGCUGCUGCAACUCUGAGGAGACCGCCGUCGAACCGAAGGGCGAAAGGGCGACCGUCCGGCGCGCGGCAACGAACAACGUUCGUCGUCGUUCGUGAAGUCGAAACGAGAAAUGCCGAAAAGCCAACGAACGGAAACAUCAAAAGGUAAAUAUUAUGAGAAGGACAACUGGCCAUCAAUCUGUAAACUGCUUGCAAACAAUCGACAACGCUACGUACGAUACUGGAGAGGGAGAAGAAGGGGAUUUAAUCGUCCGUUAUUCUUAUUCGGUCAUGAAGAAACGCUCGCGAAAGGGAUGAUGUUGUAAUUUUGAAGCUUUGAGGUUAACCUGUAUCGAGCAGACUAGUAUAGGACUAGCAGUAGUUAGUUAUUCGUAGAGCUAUCCGAUGUACGACGGAGGUGGAUUGCAAGCAAUAUCAUUCGUGUUU
This is a messenger RNA of Punctularia strigosozonata HHB-11173 SS5, 2110 nucleotides long. RefSeq lists its product as uncharacterized. NCBI's taxonomy places the organism in Eukaryota, Fungi, Basidiomycota, Agaricomycetes, Corticiales, Punctulariaceae. The transcript is spliced from 2 exons. Bases 1 to 1701 code for a protein of 566 amino acids. The record is from RefSeq and is a predicted model, not a curated record.